AUGUUGUCCGCGGAUGACGAGGAUGAGGAUCAUUUACCGACGACAGAGUCAUCGCCGCUUCUCAAUGGUCGUCCAUCGAUGUACGAUGCAUUGCCAAGCUCGCAGAAGAAUAUCACGAGUGGUACGGAGGUGUUUCAGUCGGUGGAUGAGCAAUGGAGUGUUUUGAAGACCAAGAUUGAGCUGAAGAAAGCCUCGACAAAGAAGCAGAGUGCACGUUUGCUGGGCAAAGUGAAGAACAUUACCUGGGAAGACGCGGGUCGCUACGCUAUGGAGCCAGUUCGGAACAUUCCCGCUGUGGUGCUAGGUUUGCUUUUGAAUAUACUGGAUGGUGUUUCGUAUGGUAUGAUUACCUUCCCCACCUCGAUGCCGAUUUUUGCCAAUUUUGGCGGCGAUGGUGUAUCUAUGUUCUUCGCUACGUGUGUCAUUUCCCAGCUGGUAUACUCGUUGGGCGGCUCCAUCUUUAAGGCUGGAAACGGUAGUAUGAUGAUUGAAGUGGUGCCUUUCUAUCACAUUCUUGUAAAGGUUAUUGUAAAAAAGGUGGGCGAUGAUAACGCAGUGAGUAUCGUGGCUACCACCAUGGUGGCCUUUGCCCUCUCUUCCAUUCUUACAGGUCUCUUGUUCUUGCUAUUGGGCACACUGCGUCUCGGUAUUCUUAUCAGUUACUUCCCGCGGCAUAUCCUCAUCGGUUGUAUUGGCGGUGUGGGUGUCUUCCUCAUGGAGACAGGCUUUGCUGUCGCAGCGCGCAUUGAGGAAGAAGGCGGCUUUAAGUACGAUAUGAAGACCCUGCAUACACUCACCGCCAAUUGGGAAGUGUUUUUCCAGUGGGCUAUUCCAUUGGGACUGGCCAUCUUGCUGAAUGUGAUCUCCUCGCGUGUGCAUCAUCCGCUUUUGAUGCCGGGCUACUUUUUAACCAUCCCUGUGCUCUUCUACGUUGUGACAUUGCUGGGCUGUGGCCUAAGCAUGGAUACACUGUGGAAACGAGGCUGGGUAUUUGAUAUCCAGGAAUCUACCAAUGCGCCAUUUUAUCGCUUUUACACGUACUUUGACUUCCGACAGACCAACUGGGCUGCCCUCUGGGCGACGAUGCCGACGCAGAUGGCGCUGGUCUUUUUCGGGAUUCUGCAUGUCCCCCUCAAUGUGCCAGCGCUUGGCGUGAGUGUGAAUGAAGACAAUGUCGACACUGACAGGGAAUUGAUUGCCCAUGGCAUUUCCAACAUUUCCGCCGGCUUUUUGGGCUCGGUCCCCAACUAUCUGUGCUAUGUCAACUCGGUACUCUUUUACCGUGUCGGCGGGGGCUCGCGGCUGAGUGGUCUGAUGCUCGCAGGUGCGACUUCGAUCGUGUGGAUUAUGGGCCCCAGCAUGAUUGGAUACCUCCCCAUCAUGGUCGUGGGGGCGUUGAUCUUUGUGUUGGGUCUCGAUUUGGUGCGUGAGGCUAUCUGGGAUACACUAGGCCGUGUGAAUCAUAUUGAGUACAUUACCAUCCUCAUUAUUGUGGUUGUGAUGACAUUGUCGGACUUUGUGAUUGGCAGCUUGGUCGGCAUUAUCCUGGCCUGUCUAUUUUUCGUGAUGCAAACGUCGCGACGCAAUCCGGUGCGAACCGUGCUCACAGGGCAGUCAGCGCGCAGCACAGUGCGCCGCCAAAUGCACCAGCGCAAGUUCCUGGAAGAGGCCGGUAGCCAAACGCAGGUCCUCAAACUGCAAGGCUCGUUGUUCUUUGGCACGAUCAAUUCCAUUGAGCAGCUUGUACGGCGCAUGCUGGACUUGGCCACAUGGAAGAAGAACCCGAUUCGGUUCCUCGUCAUGGACUUCUCUCUGGUGAGCAGCAUGGACUUUUCUGCAGCCGAGGCUAUGACGCGCAUUCACCGUAUGCUUUCCAACAAGGGCGUGCACCUCGUGCUUUGUGGACUUAGCCUCGAUGGCGACGUGGCCAUGGCGCUGCAGAAUGUGGAUUUGUGGGGCGAAGUAGCGCCUUGCGUCGAAGUGUUUGCACAUCUCAAUGAGGCGCUGGAAUGGACAGAGAGACUUGUCGCGGGAAAGAAACUGAGCCGCGCUACGCUGUCUGACGCUGGGUCGUUGCGGGUGCCUGGGACACGACGCAGCAAGCCGGCGAUUGAAUUGGACGAUUCGCUGGUCAACUCACCCCGCUACGAACAUCUUCACCAAGCCGCCAAGCGCGUGUCCUUGCAAGUGGAUUCAACGCACAAUGCGCCCGCCAAAGACAAGGACUCGGCGCGUACCAAGCACCUGCUGUCUCUGCUGUCGUCUACGCUGGGCCCAUACAUGGACCCGGAAGACCAGGACAACGAUAAGAUUAUGCGUGUUCUCGUGCCGGAGCUGGAGGAGCGUAUGCUGGACAAGGGCACGGUCCUAUGGGAGUGUGGUGAUUCGCCAGAUGCGCUCUUUUUCAUUGAGUCCGGUAUUUUAAAGGCACAAUAUAUUUUCUCGCAAGAUGACUAUGUGGUUCACGAAGCUAUGCUGGCGGGCACCAUUGCCGGUGAGCUUACAUGCUUGUCGCAACAAACACGGGAUGCAACGGUGGUAGCCGACCUGGAGUCCAGAGUGUGGCAACUCAAAGUGGAAUCGCUGACGAAAAUUGCGAGAAACGAUACCCAAGUGUACAGGAAACUCGUCCAAGUGUUGCUCCGUGUCACGACCGACGAGCAAAACUGCUUGAUGUCAUACCUUGUAUCUCGACUUAGCUAG
This is a messenger RNA of Malassezia pachydermatis, 2703 nucleotides long. RefSeq names its product vacuole protein. NCBI's taxonomy places the organism in Eukaryota, Fungi, Basidiomycota, Malasseziomycetes, Malasseziales, Malasseziaceae. The record is from RefSeq and is a predicted model, not a curated record. Bases 1 to 2703 code for a protein of 900 amino acids. Gene Ontology annotation, cellular component: membrane. The transcript has 2 exons.